AUGUGGCGGCGCACAUAUCUUCUCCUAGUUCUCAUCAGGCUCUGGUUUGCUCUGUCGCCUAGCUACCUCCACCCCGAUGAGAACUUCCAGGGGCCGGAAGUGAUUGCCGGUAUGUAUUCGGCUAUGAAUGGAUUUAUUAGUAGCGGUUCCUUUAAAAAAUGGCUAACCGGAUGUCCGAUCUAUAUAGGCCAGAUCUUUAGUUACCCUGUUCGGCAUACAUGGGAAUUCACUAGCGAGAAUCCGAUUCGGAGUGUGUUCCCUCUCUGGCCCGUCUAUGGACUCCCUAUGCUUUUGCUGCGUUGGCUUUGGGUUGGAAAUGGCCAAGAUGGCGAGAUUCCUCCUGUUGUUGUCUUCUGGACGCUGAGGUUCUUGAUGUUCUUGACAAGCUUUGUGCUGGAAGACUGGGCCCUUGACGAGUUGAUCAACCUCGAUGACUUAGCCAACAAGACACGCCAGCGCCGCACUGCUCUUCUUCUUGUUGCAUCGUCUUAUGUAACCUGGACUUUCCAAACACACACCUUUUCCAACUCAGUCGAGACCUUGACUGUCUUAUGGAGCCUGGUCUUGAUAAAACGCAUCACUGCUCCGCAAUCAUCUAUACUCUCGUCUAUUGUUUUGGGAGUGAUUGUCGUCUUUGGCUUCUUCAACCGUGUUACCUUUCCAGCGUUUCUGAUACUACCUGGAUUUUGGUUACUGCCUCAUUUUUUGCAUAAACCCUUUACGGUGGCCGCUUUGGUCCUGGCCGCCCUUGCUACUGCUUUCAUUGCUAUUGCAGUUGAUACUGCUUUUUACACGCCGGAGCCCAUCACUUGGACCGAUCUAAUCACGAAUCCUGUUAUUACACCUCUUAACAACCUCAUAUAUAAUUCUUCUACCGAAAAUCUUGCACUGCAUGGUUUGCACCCUUGGUAUCAACAUAUUCUGGCCAAUUUACCGCAGCUUAUUGGACCAGCAUUCGUAUUAAUAUUUUUUCGACCUUACAUGUCUUUGAGACUGUACUCAGCCAUAUCUGGAAUUGUCGCCCUAUCUUUUAUCAAACAUCAAGAAGCACGGUUUCUGUUACCAGCUGUGCCACUUAUCCUAUCAUCUUUAAAACUGCCGAAGAAUCCAACAAUCAAUCGAAUCUGGACAGCAUCUUGGAUUAUAUUCAACGUCUUCCUUGGCGUGCUCAUGGGGAUAUACCACCAAGGCGGUAUUGUUGUUGGACAGGUAUUUAUGAGCAAGCAGCCCGACGCCACAAAUGCCCUCUGGUGGAAGACCUAUCCUCCCCCUAUCUGGCUUCUCAACGGCAAAAAUGAAGUCUUGACUACCAAGGAUGUUAUGGGAAUCAAGGGUGAAGCGCUGCUGGAACAACUAGCUGAGUUAGCUACAUGCGAUACUCCUGCAGAUCGGCGCAGUCAGGAGUAUUUGAAAGAGAGAAGCGGAACUUAUUUGAUCGCGCCAGCGUCGGCCACUUGGUUGGACCCAUAUCUCUCCAACAAGGGCUUGGAGGGGCUGAGAUUCCGGGAGGUUUGGCGGUAUAGGAACCAUCUCAAUUUGGACGAUAUGGAUUUUGGAGAUGACGGAGUUUGGAAUACUCUCUCCAGAGUCAUCGGCCGUCGGGGGCUCGUCGCGUGGCGAGUAACAAAAAGCUGCGGUAGAUAA
Molecule: messenger RNA, 1644 nt
Organism: Trichoderma gamsii
Lineage: Eukaryota; Fungi; Ascomycota; Sordariomycetes; Hypocreales; Hypocreaceae
Product: GPI mannosyltransferase
Exons: 4
Coding region: 1-1644 (547 amino acids)
Biological process (GO): GPI anchor biosynthetic process
Cellular component (GO): endoplasmic reticulum membrane
Molecular function (GO): alpha-1,2-mannosyltransferase activity
Source: RefSeq, a predicted model, not a curated record